CUACUACUAUGAUCAAACCGCUCAGGGUGCAUGCAAGUGUCGGACCGAGGCUGCCGAAAGACCGGGGAUGGAAAAUGUACAAUAAACGUUGUUGGGAAAAGUCUAUUCAGAUUGCUGUGAGUCUCUGAGUGAAGAUGGCCUUCUUCCAGAACAACUUCUGGGGGGAGAAGAAUGCCGGCUUUGACGUGCUCUACCACAACAUGAAGCAUGGCCAGCUGGCAACCAAGGAGCUAGCCGAGUUUGUCCGUGAGAGUGCGGCUAUUGAGGAGACGUACUCCAAAUCAAUGAGCAAACUGGCCAAGAUGGCCAGCAACGGAAGUCCACUGGGGACUUUUGCUCCCAUGUGGGACGUGUUCAGGGUGUCUUCAGACAAACUGGCCCUCUGUCACCUCGAGCUGAUGAGAAAGAUGAACGAUCUCAUCCGAGACAUCAACAAGUACGGAGACGAGCAGGUCAAAAUUCACCGCAAGACAAAGGAGGAGAUGGUGGGGACAGUGGAUGCGGUGCAGGCACUGCAGGUUCAGAGCAGUCACCUUCAGAAGUCAAAGGAGGGUUACCAUGCCAAGUGUGUGGAGCUGGACCGGCUCAGGAAGGAGGGAGCUCCACAGAAAGAACUGGAGAAAGCGGAGCUGAAGUCUAAGAAAGCAGCAGAGUCAUUUGCGUUGUGCAUCGAGAAGUACAACCGCGUGGGAGGAGAGUUUGAGCAGAAGAUGAGCGAGUCUGCCCAGAAGUUUCAGGAAAUCGAAGAGGCCCACCUGCGGCAGAUGAAACAGCUGAUCAAAGGUUACUCCCACUCCAUAGAAGACACCCAUGUUCAAGUGGGACAGGUCCACGAGGAAUUCAAGCAGAAUGUGGAAAACAUCGGCAUCGAUAAUCUCAUCCAGAAAUUUGCAGAACAGAAGGGCACAGGCAGAGAGAGGCCAGGUACAGGCAAAGAGAGACCAGCUCUGGUUGGUUUUGAGGAGUACAUGACAGCCUUGGCACCCGAAGGUGGGAAGAAGAGUCGAGCAAAAGCGUUCAGAAUCCCUGGCCUGGGCAAGAGGGACAAGGAGCCAGACUCUACAGAUUCAGUUGUGACGGAGGCUCUGAAUUCACCCCUGGAAGUCGACGAUGAGGGAUUUGUCAUCAGAGCUGACAGCACACAGAAUGGCUGCUCUGAGGAGAAGGAGAACAACUUUUACUCCAGUGACUCGGACUUUGAUGACGAGGAACCCAAGAAGUUCCACAUCCAGAUCAGACCGGUCACCAGCAGCAGUCGCAGCAACUCAGCUGCCACCGAGAAAGAGCUUAAAGCCACCGUCGGGGCACUCACUCUGCCGCCCAACAGAGGCAUACGGCAACAGGUGCCAGUCAAGCGGCAUCUCUCCAGGAACUCGAGUACUGCAGGAGGUCGCUCAGAAGAGGGCGAGGCUGCCUCCCACAGGGAUGGAGAACAAGAGGGCCUACGCAGGUCCACCUCCAGUCCUGAUCACAGCAGGUUGAGUUCAACGGCGUCGGGUACAGACAGUCUUUUUGGACCUCCGUUGGAAUCGGCCUUCAAGUCCAAAAGCUUUGACGGUCGGGAACAACUCAGAGAGCAGAGCGCUUUUGGGGCCUCUGAAUAUGCUGCCUUCUCGUCCGACUCCUCCUCUCCGGAGAACGUUGAAGACUCUGGCCUGGACUCACCUUCCAAUCAGCCCCUUGGACCCUCCCCUGAGCCGGUGGGUUGGGCAGCGUGGCCUCCUUUGUCACAGACUAAAGAGCAGACGCAAACAUUGGGACGACCUGUGGAUCCUUUCCUCUCUGCUUUCCGUGACCCCUCCCCUGGUCGGAGUCCUCAUCCGCAGGACGACCCUGCCAACGUCUGGUCCGUCGCCCCGUCACGUCCCUCUCGUGUGGCCUCAGAUAUGGACCCUUCAUCCAUGCGGUUUCCUGCUUUCUCUCAGUCGCUCCCUCCAGCUGAGAUGGAGUCGUCAGUGUGGAACUGCAAACACAUCCCUCCCGAGGACCCCUUCCUCGCUGCAUUUGAGCGGACUGUCACCCAGGAUACUCUAAACCUGUCAGACGCUUGGGCACGCCCACCACCUCGCCCGACCCAGGAUGGCAGGGGGAUGGAGAUGCGAGGGGACCCAUUCUCUAUGACCCUCACCGACACCAAGACACUCCCAACUUCAUCCUCAUCCUCCUCUUCAUCUUCGUCUAAUCGUAAAGACAGAGACAGGAAACGAGACCGGAGCCUCCCGCCUCCUGUUACGUCUGAUGACCCGUUUGCGAUCACGAUGAUUGGCAGCCCAACGCACCAGUCGUCGCUGGCUGCAGCAGCUGGGUUAAUCCCCUCACACAGCAGCAGCAGCAGCAGCAGUAGCGGUGUUGGCUCUACCAAUACCAAUAGGUUGGGACUCGAUGCUAACUCAAGCUCUUUGCCUACAGCCCAGCCCAAGAAGGAGCUAAUGCACUGGAACUCUGUCCACAACCCGUUUAGUGACGGCGUCUCUGGAGCACUGAGCAACUCCAAAACACAGGAAGGAGGAGGAAAAGGAGAUGGAGGAGGAGAGAGGAGGAAACACAGAUCAUCAGAAAGUGAGCCACGCAGGAAUGCCCCUCCACUCACGAGACACUCAGGACCACAGGAGGAUCUGUGUUUUUCCACAGACAAAGAUCAAGACUGCCUGGAUCUGAACACUCAGAUAUCAUUCAGCGUCAGCUCUCACAAAGGGUCCAAGCAAAACCUCAGACAGGACGCAACUGAAGUGGUUGCAGGUGCUCCUCCGAGAGCAGCCAGAGCCAAGAGGACGUCAGGACGACUCAGCGGCUGUGAGAGAUCUCGGUCUCUGUGCUCCUCCCCGCUGCCGGAGCCCAGCCCCUCCCUCACCACCUCCUCCUCCUCCUCCAGCCCCAGUGAGUGGGGGCCUCAGGCCAGGGACAACGACUGGGGGGGUCAGAACCGAGCACCCAGUCCUGCCAGGGUAGGACAAGCAUCACCACUGCCGUACCAGCACCAGGAACACCAACAAAGACAGCUGCACCUGUCACGAGGUCCAAGUCCCAUUUCCCUCAGCACGCAGGAGGCCUGGCCGGUGGCUACAGCCAUAACAGAGUAUAUAAAUGCCUACUUCAAAGGUGGACAACACAACCGAUGUCUGGUGAAGAUCACGGGCGACCUGACGAUGUCAUUUCCUGCAGGCAUCACCCGGAUAUUCACAGCCAACCCCAACGUUCCUGUGCUCAGCUUCAGACUGCUCAACAUCUCAAGGAUCGAUCACUUCCUGCCAAAUCAAAAGCUGCUCUACAGUGAUCCAUCUCAGAGUGACCCAGACACCAGAGACUUCUGGUUCAACAUGCAGGCUCUGCAGCUCUACCUGCAGAGAGAAGCUGAACUCAACCCUCAGGCCUCGUACUAUAACGUUGGCCUGCUCAAAUAUCAGGUGUCGUCUCAGGACCCGGGUCGGGCUCCUCUCCUGCUGUCUGCAGAGUGUCAGCGCAGCGGCACAGUGACCCGGGUAUCCCUGGAUUACCACUGUUGCCCCGCCACUGCACCCUCCACCCAGCUAACCGCUGUCCAGGUGCUGCUGCCAUUAGACCACACUGCCACAGACCUUCAGUGCCAGCCACCUGCCUCCUGGAACGCUGAGGAAAGACGGCUGCUGUGGAAACUCCCCAGCCUCUCCCCGACCAAUCACAGCAAAGGCUCAGGGACUCUGUGUGCCAGCUGGCAGUGCCUGGAGGUUCCCCGCGGCCCUCCACCCAGCCUGGCUGUUCAGUUUGUGGGCUCCGGGGCCUCGCUGUCAGGCAUGGACGUGGAGCUGGUGGGAAGCCGCUACCGCAUGUCGCUGGUCAAGAAAAGAUUUGCCACAGGAAAGUACAUGGCAGGCUGCUCCUUGUGAGCCGUGUGAAGGACUGUUGCUGUGGGGUUCAGAGAACUUUGCACUUUUUCUUUCGGGCUGGACGGAGACGAUCGGCGACAUUAAAUUGAAGACGAGGCACCUUGAAGCUCGGCCUCGACCACGGACGACGUGCACUUAACUUCUGAUGGUGUCCUGCUAUUUUAGGACCAAGCCUUUUCUUCUUCUUUUUCCUCUAAUUUAAGUCGUGUGUUGUACACUCAGUUGUCCUGCCUUUAGCAGGAGGAAAACUCUUUUUCUAUUCAAUCUCCUCAUCGUGUUCUGAGACCGCAAACUAAGCUACAUGUUAGAACUUUUCAUAAAUUACACAGGAAAGGAAAACAUGUGAAGAAACUUAAACAUAUUACUGUCUGGAAUGGAGUUGCCAUGGAAACUAGGAUUUUUAAAUUAUGUAAAUACUGUAUGGAAGAAAUAUCGAGGGCAUCUUAAAAUGAUGGAACGAUCGAGUCAUAUGUGAGCAAAGAUCUUCUACCAAGCCCUAGAAAAAAAGAAAUGUUUGUAAAACUGCUGUUUGUUCCAAAUAGAGGUUUUGUGAUGUUGACAUUUGAUAAAAAUAAAUGUGCCCAAACCUUUUUGGUUUACACCAAUUUAUUACACAUUGUGACCAAGUACAAAAUACAGCUGAACUAUGCAGUUUAUUACAGACAAUCAUCUGUCCUUAGGCUAGUUAAAGUGUAGUCAAGAACAGGUUUAAAAAUGCACAAAAAUAAGGGUUCAGUAUACUUCUAAGAAGAACCAAAUCUAGUUCAAUAAAAAAUAAUCCUCCGCCAAAAAUCUAAAACAGCCUUACAAAACAUUACAAAGUACACACAAAUUACUUUUUUUUCCAAAGCACUUGAAGGCAAAUUACUGUGACAGGCACGAGUUACAAAAAGCCUUAAAUAAGUCAAGCUCAAGGAUUCUCAUCGCUACUACAAAAUCAUCCGAGUGGGGGGAACGAGGAGGAGGGAAAAAUAAAUCAAACACAAAGCUGAUGUCAAUCAAAUCAGAAUAUGUCAUAAAUAGAAAUUUCUCUUGUGACAGUUUAAUAUCUUGCAGUGCAGUAGCACCGCAGUAAUAGUUGAGUUUCAUACAUUGAACAAUUGAGAUUGGAAACAAAUUUAUCACACGCCAGUCUAAUCAAUUACACAUCAAAGCAUUUUCUUCUGAUACAAUGUGACCAACCAAGUACAGUGUGAGGAGAGAGAUUAGGCAAAGACUGAAGGCCACACAGCACACACUUUCUACAUCAUACAAAGAUAUAUAUUUAUAUAUAUAUACUGUAUAUAUAAUUUAUUAUGGACAAAUUCCCCAAAUAACGCACUGUAUUUUUCUAGCUAAUUCAAACAGAACAAUAAGACUUUUAUCUGAGUAACAGCAUGAGGUCAAAGUAUCUGAAGUCGGGGAGCGCGUGCUGGCUCGGGCGGCAAUGAGAUCCUCUUUUUGUGGAAAGGUUUUGGUUUUACAGGUCCAACUGCUCCUAACGUGUAUUAAUUUAUUUAUGAAUCGGGAAAUGAGGCAAACCAGAUUCCAGUUUAGAUUUUAACAUCCCAGCUCCAUUAAGUUGAUUACUCUGGAUUUAUUCCCAACUCUGCGGCAGUUCAGUGAACUACCACUGGUCUGCACACACGAGUCACUGGAUUAGGAUUUACUGAACGCAUCCUUAGAGGAGCUAUCACAGGAUUGAAACCAUUCGUGGAGAACUAUUUACAUGAAAAGAAACAGGAGUGGGAGACACAAAUCGCAACAGUGGCUAAAUUUUUUUUAAUACUUGCCUCAUGUCAUCUGAGCUGAACUGAGCACAGCAUAGAAAUCUAUUGAGGUAAACAAACCAACAUCUGACACAGGUAACGUACUGAGUUUCCUGCUUUCCUGACUACUGCGAGACUAUGAGGCCCUACAGAGCCAUGACUAUGGCUAAGCUGGUGGGAACGACUGAGGGAAAGGUCCUUUGGGUCAGUAGGUUGCAUGUUGUUGUUUUUUCUUGUGUGUAUUUGCUGCGAGCUGCAGCAGAGGCAACAAGGAGUGUACACACCUACACCUAAUCAAUGUUAAAGGUGCUUUGAAUGUCUGAGGUUUGAAGACGAUACAUUCAUACUGCGGUAGAGGCACAGCUGAGGGACAGAUAGACAUCUGUAGUGGUGGUUUCAAAGUUAGCGAUCUAAGGCACUCAAAUGACACUAUGGCACAGCUAGUAAAAAAAAAAAAA
This is a messenger RNA of Larimichthys crocea (large yellow croaker), 6069 nucleotides long. RefSeq names its product FCH and mu domain containing endocytic adaptor 1 (gene fcho1). Gene Ontology annotation, cellular component: cytoplasm; clathrin-coated vesicle; clathrin-coated pit. Lineage: Eukaryota; Metazoa; Chordata; Actinopteri; Sciaenidae. The coding region runs from base 135 to 3863 and encodes 1242 amino acids. Gene Ontology annotation, biological process: clathrin-dependent endocytosis; clathrin coat assembly. The record is from RefSeq and is a predicted model, not a curated record. The transcript has 27 exons.